Messenger RNA from Micromonas pusilla CCMP1545, 282 nucleotides. RefSeq lists its product as uncharacterized. The coding region runs from base 1 to 282 and encodes 93 amino acids. NCBI's taxonomy places the organism in Eukaryota, Viridiplantae, Chlorophyta, Mamiellophyceae, Mamiellales, Mamiellaceae. The transcript has a single exon. The record is from RefSeq and is a predicted model, not a curated record.
AUGUCGCGUAGGGCGCUGCGCGGACCGAUCGGCGGAGUCCCCUUGCAAGUCAUCGGCGCUGAUUUCUACGCCAAGGUCGUCGGCAUCUCGUUCGCGACCGGCGCGUGCAUGGAACUGUUCAUGAUCAAGACUGGCUUCUACGACAAAGUCACCGAGAUCGAGGCGGAGCGAAGGCACGCGCUGUCCGAACCCCCGGCGUGGGUGUUAGAGCUUCAAAGGCAGGACCAGGAGUACAGAGCGGCGCGGGAAGCCGCCGCGAAGGCGAACGCGGAGAAGAAGUAG